AUGUUACUCUUCAUUCUGCUCGCUUUCUGGGCAACGAGCUCGUGUGGUGAAGCUAUUGGUAUUCACGCUUUGAGAAGCUCAUCCACUCCGCUCAUUAAAAGCUCAACCACCGCUACAAGCUCUAGCAUUGCUGUGCCAUCAACCAUUACCACAGGACCUGUCACAACCAGUCCAGUCCCCAUUAACACUUGCUCUUACUACAAUGAAACCGAAUCGCGGACUUUAUGGAACGAUCCUUGGUGCAGCAUGUACGCUGGAAUGGUUGACUUGGUCUACUGGCCUACCGACAACAACUCAUACCCGUCAACUUUCUACGACCACAAACAUGAUUACACAUACUCGUCGCCGUCGGUGUACAUGGUUGUCAGCACAUUAUAUGGCUGGAAUCCUUGUGGCUUGUUGGGGCCCUCGACCAGCAGAGAGGUCUUUGCCUUUGACCUGACUGAAGUUUCCACGCUUGUUCCAUACACUGCCUUGACGGAAACUGCCAGACGAGCAACUAGACAGCUCUACCUCAGCGAUUUGGGCGUCAAAUGUUCGACCGAGUACAACAAGACGGAACUUGCGACUCAAACACACCCGAUGAAAUCCGAUGAUACGCGAUGCAACCCCUUUCUCGUGGUUCCUGCGGCUGUCAAGCAAUUUGGAUACCCGUACCGGUUGCACUGCGGCGUUGCUAACAACAAGUUUGGUCUGUUUGACCCUCCAUAUGCGAUACCUCCAACCGAUGAGUUGAUACCCACAACAACAACGGCUACCACCGACUCGGAGACUGAGAACACCACAGCCGCCGCCUCUGCAUCCACUAAGGCAACAGCUCCAACGAAUGCUGAGGCCACUGAGUCUGCUACCACAGCGGACGCUACUGCCACAGCCGACCCAGUCAACACCAGCUCCAGUGAUUCCAGCCCCGAGACAACUGAGUCUGCUACUGCCGAUCCAGAAAGUCCAGAGAGCACCAGUACCAAUGAUGCCAGCAACUCGGUCGGUGGAGAUACUGUUGUCUCCAAUCCAGGAAACACAGAUACUGCUGCAGCCAACACCGGUGAUUCCCAAAUUUCCACAGGUGCUGCAGUGGGCGGCGAUAACUCUCAGCCAACUGCUACUGCCAAUCUACCCUACACAACCGUGACGGGAGCCGAGGGCCAAUUCAACCCGACCGACUACACGGGCGGCGUCAUGUCGACAACCUCUACACAGGUAGUUAGUCUUGGAGCAGGCGGUCUUGAGGUCAUCAACCCCGACACAGGAGUAACAAUUACCUCAGCCUACGGUGACAAAGUGCCUGUCACUACAGCCGUCUACAACGGACAAACGUUGACUCUAGGAGGCUCAGCCGCGACGGUUACCAAUGUUGUCGUUGUGGUGUCUCCUGGUCUUGCCGGGCCAACUGGCGCUACCGACGCUGCAGGCGCGGGCGCCAACGGUGGGGCUGUGUCGACAACCUCUACACAGGUAGUCAGUCUCGGAGCAGGCGGUCUCGUGGUUGUCAACCCUGAUACUGGAGUAACAGUAACCUCUGCCUAUGGUAGCACGGUACCUACUACCGCUAUCUACAAUGGACAAACGUUGACUCUCGGAGGCUCGGCUGUGACAGUUACCAACGUCGUCAGCGCAUCUCCUGAUGCCGCAAGCCAAACUGGUGCUGCCGAUGCUACAGGAUCGACAACCUCUAAUCAGGUAGUCAGUCUUGGAGCAGGCGGGCUUGUGAUUGUCAACCUCGACACUGGAAUCACCAUUACCUCCGUUUACGGUACAACUGCGCCUAUUAAAGCCGUCUACAGCGGGCAAACAUUGACUCUCGGAGGCCCGGCUGUGGCAAUUACCAAUGCCGCCGCGAUAUCUUCUAGUUCUGUGAACCGAACUAGAGCAAUCACCGCUACCACCGCGUCAAGCUCAAGUCAUACCAAUGUCAGCAGUAUAUCUUCUGGUCACACGGACACAACUGGCGUUACCCACGCUACAAACUCGGGCAAUACGCCCAUCGCAACCUCUACUACGGCACCAGACUCGGCAGCAAACAAGCUUUCGGGAGGCGUUGUUGGGCUGCUUCUGACCCUGUUGGCUUCUAUCUGGGUGUAG
Penicillium expansum is the source of this 2082-nucleotide messenger RNA. RefSeq lists its product as uncharacterized. The transcript is spliced from 4 exons. NCBI's taxonomy places the organism in Eukaryota, Fungi, Ascomycota, Eurotiomycetes, Eurotiales, Aspergillaceae. Bases 1 to 2082 code for a protein of 693 amino acids. The record is from RefSeq and is a predicted model, not a curated record.